This is a messenger RNA of Lycium barbarum (goji berry), 1249 nucleotides long. RefSeq names its product protein FATTY ACID EXPORT 1, chloroplastic-like. Bases 100 to 837 code for a protein of 245 amino acids. The transcript has 6 exons. The record is from RefSeq and is a predicted model, not a curated record. Gene Ontology annotation, cellular component: membrane. NCBI's taxonomy places the organism in Eukaryota, Viridiplantae, Streptophyta, Magnoliopsida, Solanales, Solanaceae.
CCAAUAUUUCUCAAAAAAAAAAAAAAAAAAAAAAAAAAAAAAAAAAAAAAAAAGAGAUCAAAGUGAAUCAAGUAUGUCAUCAGCAAUUUCUCAACUAUCAUGCUUCUCCUCUAUCAAUCACAGAUUGCUUUUCCACACUCAUCUCCACCCUUGUACUACUCUACCACUCAAGUUUGGGUUUGUGGAGUGAGCGACACUCUAUCUGGAAUGUAUAUUCACCUACACAUCUUCAUUUGUCAUGGAGUUCAGGUAGUGGUUGUGAGAAAUGAUGGUCGUGGUACGGAUUUCUCCAAUUUAGAAAACAAGACUACUUUAGGUUAUACUGGAGAUGCAUCACAAUCACAUAACGGAAGCUUAUCAAAUUCAAAUUUAAAGUCAGAAGAACUUGUUCCAGGAAAAGAAAUGAACGGGUCAGUGCAGGAAAACUCCAUCAGUCAUUCAAAAAAGACAGCCAGAAUUCAUGACUUCUGUUUUGGUAUUCCCUUUGGUGGUCUUGUUUUCACCGGGGGCAUUGUUGGUUUUAUUUUCUCAAGAAAUCCUGCGACUUUAAGUAAUGGUGUUCUUUUUGGAGGUGCUUUACUGGCCUUCAGCGCCAUUAGCUUGAGGGUCUGGAGACAAGGAAAAUCUAGCUUGCCAUUCAUAAUAGGUCAAUCAGUACUUGCUGCAGUCCUUCUAUGGAAAAACAUGCAGGCUUUCUCUCUGACAAGAAAAGUGUUUCCCACUGGCUUUUAUGCUGCCAUCAGUGCUGCAAUGUUUUGCUUCUACUCUUACGUGGUAUUGUUUGGGGGGAAUCCACCACCCAAGAAGCUGAAGGUAUCUGCUGCUGGGGAAUCUUGAUGAGAAUCUAGAAAGGUCAGAUUUAAUUCUUAGAAUUACUCGGAAUUUUCACUCCCUGUGCACAGUUGGUUUGCCAGCGAGAAGACCCAUUAAUUUGCGCAAUUUUACAUUGAAAAUGAUGAGGGAGUUUUAAUUGUACUUCAUCUUGAAUAUGUAUUAUUGAUUUUGGGUUAUACUUAGCACUGUAGGAAAUUGUAAUGUCCAUUAAUUUGCGCAAUUUUACAUUGAAAAUGAUGAGGGAGUUUUAAUUGUACUUCAUCUUGAAUAUGUAUUAUUGAUUUUGGGUUAUACUUAGCACUGUAGGAAAUUGUAAUGUAGAGCCUUGCUGGUGGAAUUGAGUGUUCAUUUUUCAUGUAAAUUAUGUAUGGAUCAGUGUAAGUUCUAAAGUAUGCUGGUGUUUUAGCUGUUGUUC